This is a messenger RNA of Octopus sinensis (East Asian common octopus), 3233 nucleotides long. Its product is annotated as tubulin-specific chaperone cofactor E-like protein. The transcript has 9 exons. Bases 343 to 2205 code for a protein of 620 amino acids. The record is from RefSeq and is a predicted model, not a curated record. NCBI's taxonomy places the organism in Eukaryota, Metazoa, Mollusca, Cephalopoda, Octopoda, Octopodidae.
CAUCGUGAUGCACUCAAAACAUUUUUCGAAUGCGUCCAUAGAAACAUCCAAAAUAUGGAAUUUUAUUGAUUGAAAAUUACAUACUAUUAUAUUUAAGAGAUUUACCGUAAAAAAAUAAUAAUGGCAGUGAAAUGUUCGUUAUUAUAUCAUUGACUAUGGCACCAAAAAGUGAAAUUUAGCAUGAAGUUAGGUAAUAGUGCAUCAUGACACACCAUCAAAACAAAGUCUAAAUAUAGCACACGCCAAACGUGAGGUGACUUGUAAAUAUUUCAUAACAACUCCUGGGUUAGCUAUUACUUAAAACUCUCUGAAUUGUUUACAAAAACGAGCGAUGCACUAAAGAUGGAAACUUGUGUUGAAAUAUCACGUCAGAUCGCUUCUUUGGAAUCGGAGAAAAACAAUGUUUACAAGAAAUCUUUUACAGAUGCUUUGAGAGAAAAAUACGGCAGUGGCGAUAAAGACUGUAAUUACAUUGUUGAUGGUGUCUUUAUCAACCUUGUUGUAGGCAGGUCGCCUUCCAAGAACGGUUCCGACGCCGAGUUUGCCCACCUUCGUAAUGUGGUCUUAAGCCAAUAUGAAAUCGACUAUGCUGGGAUACCCAUCAGAGGUUUGAGUGCCCUUUGUCCUAAUGUUAUUGACCUUGACUUGUCUAGCAAUUUGCUAUCAUGCUGGUCGGAGAUACUACCUCUUAUUGCACAACUACCUUGUUUAAAGUUUGUCAAUCUCAGCCACAACAAGAUAAACAAUCACAAUCAUUAUAUUCAAAACUGGCGAGCCAGGUUACCUAAUUUAGAAAAUCUAGUGUUGAACUCCACCAAUGUAAAAUGGGAAGAUGUCGUCCAGUUGUGUGGACACCUACCUGCGCUGAAAGAUCUACAUUUAUGUCAAAAUGGUUAUACGGUAUUGGAUUGUACGCAUCUGGAUAAAAUACAGCGGGUACAAUCUAUAUGGAUGAAUGAUAACUAUAUAAACAGUUGGUUUGAGAUCUGGAAGUUGCGCUAUCUGCCAAAUUUGAAAUCUCUUGUUUUAUCAGGAAAUCCUGUGGAUGAAUUGUUUUAUCAUUUUGAACAAUUAGAAGAAACUAGUUAUUCCUUUGAAACUCCUGAGAAGCAGGAGGUAUUCUCUGAAGCAAGUUCUCCGCAUGAAACCAAAUUGAAAUCUUCCAGUGUUCGUAGAAAACUUCUCAUGGACAAUUCUGUAUCUUGUGGGCAGUAUCUUGGUGUAUUUAAUGAUAUUACUGAGAAGUGUCAUUCUAGAUCCCAGAAUGAAGAAUUCACAGUUAUCAGCUGCAAAACCUGGUCAGAUUCUGACAGUCUUCAGGAUGCGGAAAUGAAACAAGACUGUGAAGAAAGUCAGAUGGAAUCUGAGCCUAUUGAUAUCAACUACAAAAAUGUGAUUUAUUCUGAUUCAAGCAAUGGUUCUUCCAAACAGGAGAUUGAAGAAACAUUAGAUGCCUCCAGUUGUGACAGUCCACGGUUCAAUGAUUCUGGUUGUGGUAGCAGUAUUUCUUCCAGUUUUAUUAUAAAUGAAGAGGACUAUUUAUGUGACCAAAAAGUAUUAGGAAGACCCUUUGAGAAAUUACACACUUUGUGUCUUAGUAAAACAUCAGUUAGUGGAUGGGAUCAAGUAGCGCAACUUAGAAAAUUUCCUGCAUUAAAAUCUGUUCGCUUGAUGGAUAUUCCAUUUUUAUUGGACAUUUCAUCUGAAGAACGAAGAAAACUUUACAUUGCCAGUUUGCCAAAUAUUUCAUGCCUCAAUGGCAGUGAAGUGACCUUAACAGAAAAAGAAAAAGCUGAACGACAAUUUUUGCGAUAUUAUUGUGAAAAGAUUGAUAAACCUGUUUGGUUUUGUGAACUGGAAGCUAAGCAUGGGAAAUUGAAGCCACUGGUAGAUAUUGACCUUGGUGCCCGUUAUCAAAGAUGGGCCAACAUCAUUUUCAUCUACAAUGGUUUAGAAAUCUUCUCUGAAAGACUUCACGUUGUCCAGUCUGUUGGUAAAUUACGCAAACACAUUGCCAAAUGUCUUUCACUAUCACUGAAUGGCUUCAAGAUGUACCAUUUUCCAUGCAGUCCAGAACAUGGAGAUUCUGAAAUGUCUGAACUCCAAGAACUACGCUUAGACUCCCUGCCUCUCAGCCGCUUUGAUAUCCUUGACCAAGAUGAAAUCCACAUACAUGACAAUUCUUUCCUGUGCUUAAGUGUUUAAGCUGAUGUCUUCCUAAAAGCUUCUUUUUUUUUUUUUGAACCAACAUCUCUAACUUAAUAUAUAUUUCAAUACUGCUAAGCAAAAAUAAGGAAAGAAAGACUUUAUGAAAACUUAGUUUAGCAAUAAGCAUUUUCAAUAAGCUAGUAAACUUCAUUAGCUAAGUGAAAAAUAUUAAAACUUAAAUUUAGAAAUUAAGAGGUUUGAUAUAUUUUCAUUUGAUGUUUUUUUUCUCUCUAAAUUUUUUACCAUUUAGGAUUCCAGUUUUCCUUGUAAAAAAUCUAGUACAAAAUAUUCCUAAGAGAAUGGAACUUAAAAUCUUGUGGUUUUAUCUCCGGAUGUAUUUUGUAAAUGAAAAAAAAUGCUUUGUACAUGUAUCCAGCUUUACAGGAAAAUGUCAACUGCCAAAUAGCAGAUAUGGUCGUUGUGGUGACUGUUUUAAAAUCAUCUUUUUAUACAUCCAUUUAACCCAGUACAACAUUGAGAAAUUUUCAGAUAUGUCUCCCACCCAUCUACAUUCAUUAAUUCUAAAUGUUUAAAAUCUUCGUUUUUGUUAAUCAUUAUAUUUAAGAAACAUUUCUUUGUUUUUACUUGUUCUUUUGGGGGAUUAUUAUUAAUAUUUUUCCAUUUACAGAUAUUUGUGCGUAGAAAUAUUUUCUAUUUCUUUGCUUAAAUAGACAUUAAUUUAUUUUUCAUAAUCAGUGGUUCAGCUGUUAAGUGAUUACAUUUUCUAGAAUGUAGUAUGAGCAUUAAUAGAGUGCAACUUAAGUGUGAAUGUGUGUGUGUGUGUGUGUGUGUGUGUGUGCGUGAUAUGUCAUUCACACACACACACACACACAUACAUAUUUAUUAGUCCAAGUUUAGCCAUAUAUUUUUUCCAUACCUGCCAUUUCUGAAGAUCAUGUGGAUGUUUCUUAACUCUGUAUUGUUAGCUGAUAUCCAGUUAUUUAAUAUUCAGUACCAAACUGAUUGGUGGCAUCAGUUGAAAUGGAUCUAUAAUACUCUAUGCUUUGAUCAAUAUAUGUACAUAC